CACGGGCCGGGUUAUAAAACCCACACAUAUAUGAAUUAGGGUUUCUCCUGCCGGGUAGCAAUAGAGAGUGAAAGCAUCACCGGAGUCACGGCGCUGCCACGCGCCGUUGCGGUCGUCUUUCUUCUUCACUGCCAACCAUGAUCAUCCCAGAGAAGAACCGCCGCGAGAUCUCCAAGUACCUUUUCCAAGAGGGGGUGCUUUAUGCAAAGAAGGACUUUAAUCUUCCAAAACACCCAGAAAUCGAUGUGCCAAAUCUGCAAGUGAUAAAGUUGAUGCAGAGCUUCAAGUCAAAGGAGUAUGUGCGGGAGACCUUUGCUUGGAUGUACUACUACUGGUACCUCACUAAUGAUGGUAUUGAGUUCCUUAGGACUUACCUCAACCUUCCAUCUGAGAUUGUGCCAGCUACACUGAAGAAACAGGCUAAACCUGUCGGCAGGCCCAUGGGUGGCCCACCAGGCGAUCGCCCACGUGGCCCAUCUCGGUUUGAAGGAGAGAGAAGAUUUGGUGACAGAGAUGGAUAUCGUGGAGGACCCAGAGGGACUGGGGGUGAGUUUGGUGACAAGGAAGGAGCUCCUGCUGACUACAGACCAAGUUAUGGGGGUCGUGGUGGAAGGCCUGGCUUUGGUCGAGGAGGUGGUGGUUUUGGCCCAGGGCCAGCUAGCUCUAGUCUCCAAGGGUGAGUGGCUGCUUCUGCAUCAUGGUUUUCGCAGCUGAGAUUUCAUUUAGUGAGUUGGUGCAGCUGGAAUUAGCAAGGCUUAGCUUUAACAUGAGAUAGUUUACGGGGAUCUUUAUGAAUCUGUCAUCUGUUAUCUGUUAUAAAUUGAAGUUUGGAAACCUUUAAAGCAUCUCAUUGUCUUUAGAAAUGCUUCAUUAUCAUUUUGGUUAUUAUCUAAACUAAUUGAGUUGUCUUGGGUUAAUGUUUUCUUUUUCUUUUUUAAAUUGAUGUAUACGUUUUCUAAAGAUCGACUCAAGUAGGUUUUUUGUUGGGCA
Tripterygium wilfordii is the source of this 990-nucleotide messenger RNA. Its product is annotated as 40S ribosomal protein S10-1-like. The record is from RefSeq and is a predicted model, not a curated record. Gene Ontology annotation, cellular component: cytosolic small ribosomal subunit. Gene Ontology annotation, molecular function: structural constituent of ribosome; RNA binding. The transcript is spliced from 5 exons. NCBI's taxonomy places the organism in Eukaryota, Viridiplantae, Streptophyta, Magnoliopsida, Celastrales, Celastraceae. The coding region runs from base 138 to 680 and encodes 180 amino acids.